This is a messenger RNA of Condylostylus longicornis, 1287 nucleotides long. RefSeq names its product TWiK family of potassium channels protein 7. Lineage: Eukaryota; Metazoa; Arthropoda; Insecta; Diptera; Dolichopodidae. Gene Ontology annotation, molecular function: potassium ion leak channel activity. The annotation marks the transcript as partial. Gene Ontology annotation, biological process: potassium ion transmembrane transport; stabilization of membrane potential. The transcript is spliced from 8 exons. The record is from RefSeq and is a predicted model, not a curated record. Gene Ontology annotation, cellular component: membrane.
CUUGAUGAUAUUGAUGAUGUUAAUGCCGAAUUAUUACAAAAAUUAAAAACUAUUGAUAUACGUAGUGAUAGUUUAAUACCACGGAAUAAUUCAUUAAAAUGUUGGAAAUGGAAAUGGAAAGAUGCACUAUCACAUGUUGGAUUAUUAGUAUCAUUAUCAAUUUAUUGUGGUGUUGGUGGUUAUAUAUUUAGAGAAUUAGAAAGACCAGCUGAAAUUCAAAGGCUACAACGUUUAAAAGAAGAAGUUAAAACACAUCGACAAGCCUUUGUAUGGGCAAUCUUAAAUAAUACUGAUAUGAGUAAUUUAGAUUAUUUAGUUUCUUUUGAAUUAGGAAAAUAUGAAAAGGCUGUUCAAGAAGCUGCUGAAGGUGGUAUUUUAAUAGCUGCUGAUAAAGAUUUUCCACAUAAAUUCGAAAAGUGGAGCAUUAUGCAGGCUGUGUUCUUCUCUUCCACUGUUUUAACUACAAUAGGUUAUGGUAAUAUCGUACCUGUAACAACAUACGGUCGAGUUUUUUGUAUGUGUUUUGCAUUAAUUGGAAUACCAUUAACAUUAACUGUUAUUGCUGAUUUUGGACGAUUAUUUGCUACUGCCGUUUCAACAAUUAUAAAACGUUUUCCAAAGUCUGCAACUUUAACAAAUAUUGCUGGUAAAACAUGGUUUAUAGUUCUAUCAGCUGUAUGCUUCCUUGGAUUUUAUUUGGCAAUUGGUGCUGGUCUACUUCUUCUUUGGGAAGAUGAUUGGUCAUUUUUUGAUGGCUAUUAUUUUUGUUUUAUUACAAUGACAACAAUAGGAUUUGGUGAUCUUGUUCCCAAAAAACCAAAUUAUAUGCUUUUAUGCACAUUAUACAUAUUAAUAGGAUUGGCAUUAACAACCACUAUCAUAGAAUUAGUUAGAAGACAAUAUGCACAAAGUUGGCAGAAAUUACAGGCUCUUUCGGGACCAAUGGCAGAAACAUUAAGAAGAUUAGGUGAAACAGCUGGAACCGGAUUAGAUUACACAGCAUUACAAAAAGUUCUAACGGUUUCAAUGCCGAAAUGGAAUAUGUCAUCAUCAGAUAAAAAUUCAAAAAAUAAAGAACAUGAAAUUGCAGCUUUACAAGCCAUUACUAAUGCCAUUUUACAGGAGGUUAAAGAAGCUCAACAACAAAAACCACCAAAAGUCGUUCAAAUUGUAAUUUACGAGUCUUCAGUUUAGAAAUUUUUUUCAAUUUAUACAUAAAUAUUAAAAUUUAGUUCUAUUUUUUUUUAAAAUUAAGAAAAUUUGUUAAGUUUGUAAUAGUUUAUAAUA